Molecule: messenger RNA, 1417 nt
Organism: Maniola jurtina (meadow brown)
Lineage: Eukaryota; Metazoa; Arthropoda; Insecta; Lepidoptera; Nymphalidae
Product: RIB43A-like with coiled-coils protein 2
Exons: 9
Coding region: 128-1270 (380 amino acids)
Source: RefSeq, a predicted model, not a curated record
UCAUUGACCGCAAGCGAUAUAAAUGUAAAUCCAUGUCGGUGUACACCGCGAGCGUUUUUUAAGGUUUUUUAUACAUUUCGUAUACUUUUCUCAGUUGCGAAGGCUUUUUGGAAAGUCAUACAUAGUCAUGUUGAAGCUACAGAUUGCCAAUGCUCAGGAUCGGAAGGAGGCUCAGAAUAGAGAAAGGAGGAGACAAUGCGAGUUGGAGAGAAGAUCCCGGAUCUUCAACGCCAGGAACAGGAAAAUUGGUGUGGAUCUGCCAUUCCUCGAGCGACAAGUAGCAGAAAAGCGCGCAGAGCGAGAGGAGCAGGAAAGAAAGAAUCUGGCAUUCGCUCAGCAGAUGAUCAAAGACAGCAACCUCGCUGUUGUUCUCGGAGCAAGGGAGAAAGAAGAGCGUCGUCGUAUAGGCGUUGAAAUAGAUGAAUACCGUCAGAGGUAUCAGCGGAAAGAAGACAGCCGCGAAUACGAUCUCAACAACCCUGAUGUUCUCAAGAUGCAGCUUCCUCCGAGGGCGUCUGAUGGUGAACCCGUUGGCCUGUCCAGUGCACAAAAAUUCGAAGGCGAAGACCUAGAAUACGAAGAGCGUAAGAAGAUAAUGGCUGCCCAGAAGAACGCGUGGCUGGAACAGCAGGUGCAGGAGCGCAAGGCUGCUCAAGAGGAGCGCAGGCAGGCUGAGGCUGCCUACAUGAUGGCAAUAAAAGCGCGAGAUGCACGCGCGGGCGAGUUGGACAAAUUGGAAAGGGAGUGCAGAUAUCGGCUGGGCCAGGCCAAUCUUCGUUACAACGAGGCUUUGGCAGCGGAAAAGAAACAACUGGAACAGAUAAUAAAAGAGCAAGAGGAGGCCGACAACACCGCUGAGAUGUACAACAAUCUCACAUCGGAUAUGCUCACUGAAAACCCUGACGUUGCUAAGAGCGCUCUUGGAAAGAACAGGGCUAUUGGCUUUAUGUACAAAGGUAUGAACCAAGAAGAACUAAAGAAAUUCUACGCAGCGCAAAAAGAACAAAUGGCUGCAGCGAAGGCGAAGCGUGAAGAACAGGAUAGAAUGGAGGCAGAAUGGCAGGCGCUUGCCAAAUCCAUACAGAACGAAGUUGCAAGACUUGACAUUCAAGACAACAGAAAGAGAAGGGAACUCGCUCGUCAACUUAUGGAAGAAAAUCAGCUCUUGGCUUUACAGCAGAAGGAAAAGGAGAAGUACUUCAGAGAAGUCGUGUACAACAAUACUCCAACCGAUGAAUAUUAUGCUCAAUUCAAUACUACUACUAGAUAAAUUGAUAACGUUCUGCAAAUAAAGGUGUGAAGUCGCUAGUUUUAGUCAGCAUUUUCUUGAGCUUUAAAUAAAACGAGAGGAUGCCCGCGGCUUCGCCCGCGUGGAUUUCGGUUUUUAAAAUUCCACAGGAACUCGUUGAUUUUCCGG